UGAGAGAAGGGUACGUCAAAUGACAUGUUGAAUAAAUCAUAAGGUUUUAUUUGAUACUUGUAAAAAGGCUGAAGCGCUAUGUUAAAUCAAUGAGCAAGUAUAUUAAUUCAUAUGUUGACAUGUUGUAUGAAAUGAAAAUCUUUUAAAUAACGAUGCAUACAAUUCAAUUAUGCGUGCUUACGCAUCAGUGGCUUGGCGUAGUGUUCAGGCAUUGGAAUUAUAACAACAGGCUAACUUCUAUAAAGGGUCAUCUUUUUUAAUAUACACCCUGUAUUAUAACGAUUCGACGUUUCGCGUGGCAACAUGAAUAUGAUUAUAUGGACGUGACAUAGCUCACAAGCAGUCAGGCAAAACAUCACACAUUGAAAAACAAGGAUAAAACUGUUAAUCAGCUGGUUUGAAGAUGAAAAUUCACGCGGUACUAGUGUAUUCGCUGCCGCUCGUAACGUUUCUGACUCAAGCAACUGCUAAUCAUUUAUGUAGCCCACAAGCAAGCCAUGCCUACUCCGCAGGCAACGCGGAUAUUCCUAUACGAGUCUUCGCCUUGGACUUUGACGGUACUGCUACAACUUUGGAAAGCAAAGAUGUGGACCAAUUCGUUUACCAAGCAACGUUGCAAUACCAAAAUAGCGACAAGGCAGAAAAAGAAGCCAUGGCUAAAAGAUGGGACAAGUUAAUCGAGGAUAAAUCUGUCAGAUUGAGUAAUAUUAUUAAGAACACGCUUAGGAGACUUAAGAAUUCACCUAACCGAAUCACAGCAGGAAACAUUUUUAUCCUAAGAAAAACAAUAGCCGAAAUCGACAAUGCACUCCAACAUAUUCUGAAGUUGAAGGAAGUGCAGUACGUUUUAAAAGGAAUAACAAUGGAGGGAAUUAAAGAAAUCGCCAUCACUAAAGCACAACUUUGUCCAAGGCUUAUUGAAACCCUACAACACUUUCGAAAUAAUCCCCCAAACAUAAUUUCUGCAGGUUUAUCUAAAAGUUUCGCUGAAUUCGUGUUUCAGAAAUAUAACGCUCCGCCGAAUUUGAUAAUACAUGCAGGAGAGUUCGAAUUCAAAAAUGGCGUAUCGACUGGGAAAAUUAUGGGUCAGCUAACAGCUUUUGACAAGGAAAAAGUUAUGGCACAGUUGAUCAAACAGCAUCAAAAGACUAAUGGAUAUUCCAUAUACGUUGGUAAUGACUUUCCAGAUAUCCUAGCGAUGUUAAAAGCAGAUAUAGGUAUCGCAAUUAAUUACACACCGCUUUUUAUUCGCUUUGUUCACGCAAUCGGAAUAGCGACCCAGUCUGUGGGCGAUUGGAGAGGCGCUUGUUCGAAUCAGGAAUAUCUCAUCUACACCGCGCAGUCCUGGAACGAGAUUAAAGAAAUGAUGUUUGGAAAUUUGGAACACGCAAGGAAAUUAGAAAAAUAAACUAUAGCAUUAGAAAAUUCGCAAAAAGUAUACAUAACACAUUUAAGCGAGUGGUAUGAUUUUCAUAUACUGAAGGUCUAUGCGAGUAGUAUUAGUAUGACUUUCAACUUGAAGGUCCCAAGAAGACAGAUCUUUCUUGAGUGUAAUUCAUAAUAAUUUCAGCCAUGUCUUAAAUAAAACAGCAUUAAUAUUCAAAUUACAAGCGUGAACUUGUUGUGUUAUUCUACCUCAUCAUUAACCUCUUAUUAACCGAACGAGAGGUCUGUACAGAGAAAUAUCGGACCGAGUUCUUUUUUGCACAGACCGAGCACGUAGGGCGAGGUUUGUUCAUAAAGACCGAGGUCUGAUAUUUCUCUGUGCCUCGAACAAGCGAGGUUAAUAAAAAGUUUAUUAUAU
Messenger RNA from Paramuricea clavata, 1804 nucleotides. The record is from the annotation of a GenBank genome assembly. Lineage: Eukaryota; Metazoa; Cnidaria; Anthozoa; Malacalcyonacea; Plexauridae.